This is a messenger RNA of Nematostella vectensis (starlet sea anemone), 10169 nucleotides long. RefSeq lists its product as uncharacterized. The record is from RefSeq and is a predicted model, not a curated record. Gene Ontology annotation, cellular component: membrane. NCBI's taxonomy places the organism in Eukaryota, Metazoa, Cnidaria, Anthozoa, Actiniaria, Edwardsiidae. The coding region runs from base 198 to 9758 and encodes 3186 amino acids. Gene Ontology annotation, biological process: cell communication. The transcript has 6 exons. Gene Ontology annotation, molecular function: scavenger receptor activity.
GGGUACUGUCAUUCAGUGCUUACCGAUAGAAUCUUCCCCAGCUCACGAGACGAGGGUUCGCCAAUCACAGCCACAUAUUUUGUAACGUUAGGCUAUCGUGUUCGUGGGGGUCAACACUAAAGGUUGUCUAGCGGUGAUUACCAAAACGAAAACAGUAGAUCCGAGCCGAGUAGUUCUACUAUCUUUAUUCUCUGACGAUGUAUGGGGUAAUACUUACGUUGGCCAUUGGUAUUUCGUUGCUAGUGGACAAGGUAGAUAGCAGUGGACAACUUAUAAUCACUCUUCAAUAUUUCUCUAACUAUGAGGCAACAGAUUUCAACAACAAAUGUUGCGAUCCCAGCCUGUCUUGCCAUGACAAUUGCGAUACGUAUGUCAAUAUAUGCGUGACCAACACAAGUAGCCCGUCAUCUAUGGGAAGUUGUGUGAAGAAGCUUAGGACAAGAACGUACGGCGAAGAUAGCUUUGCCAUGAACGAUAGAAUGCAGAUCUCUUUUACGACGUGGAAGGGCCCGUAUGGAUUGUACGUCGAGGCAUAUGAUAGCGAUCUCGGAAAUGAUGAUUUAAUUGACAAAUUCUCUAUCACCCUUUCAAGUCAGCCGAGUCAGAACGGCACUAAAGACAAAACAAAUCCUUUAACAGCGAUGGGGCAACGAGCGCAUGACAAAACCAAGUUAAUACUAAGUUAUUCUAUCUUCUGUGACACACACUACUACAGCUAUGCGUGCGAUAAGUACUGUAAAUACACCGAUGACAAGCACGGGCAUUAUCAGUGCGAUCUCCAUGGCAACAAGGUAUGUUUGCCUGGGUGGUAUAUACCACAGGGGAACUGUAUUAAGUACUGCGUACCACAGAACGAUGACAUCAGAGGGCAUUAUUCCUGUGAUUCGAAGGGUAAUAAAGUUUGCAGAAGAGGGUGGUAUGGACCGCUAAAUGGCUGCCUUUGCAGGCCAAGGAAUAGUGAUUCCGGUCAUUACACAUGUAAUAGAACAACGGGUGAGAAAAUCUGCCUGAAAUCAUGGUUUGGAACAUUGUGUACAAUAUAUUGUGAUGAAUCGAAGGGAAAUUAUAGUUGUAACGCAACGACAGGUGAGAAGAUUUGUCACGCUGGAUGGUAUGGCAAUCUGUGUGACACCUAUUGUAUUUCGACCAAUGACAGCUCUGGACAUUACACAUGUAAUGCAACGACAGGAGAAAAGAUCUGUCACGCUGGAUGGUAUGGGAGAUUGUGUGACACCUAUUGUAUUCCAACCAAUGAAAGCUCAGGACAUUACAGCUGUAACGUAACGACAGGAGAGAAGAUCUGUCAUGCUGGAUGGUAUGGCAAUCUGUGUGACAUUUAUUGUAUUCCAACCAAUGACAGCUCUGGACAUUACAGCUGUAACACAACGACGGGUGAGAAGAUUUGUCACGCUGGAUGGUAUGGCAAUCUGUGUGACAUCUAUUGUAUUCCAACCAAUGACAUCUCAAGAUAUUACAGCUGUAACGUAACGACAGGAGAGAAGAUCUGUCAUGCUGGAUGGUAUGGGAGAUUGUGUGACAUUUAUUGUAUUCCAACCAAUGACAGCUCAGGACAUCACAGCUGUAACGCAACGACAGGAGAGAAGAUCUGUCACGCUGGAUGGCAUGGCAAUCUGUGUGACAUUUAUUGUAUUCCAACCAAUGACAGCUCAGGACAUUAUAGCUGUAACGCAACGACGGGCGAGAAAGUCUGUCACGUUGGAUGGCAUGGUAAGUUGUGUGACACCUAUUGUAUCCCAACCAUUGACAGCUCAGGACAUUACAGCUGUAACGCAACGACAGGAGAAAAGAUCUGUCACGCUGGAUGGUAUGGGAGAUUGUGUGACACCUAUUGUAUUCCAACCAAUGACAGCUCUGGACAUUACACUUGUAAUACAACAACUGGAGAAAAAAUCUGUCACGCUGGAUGGUAUGGGAGAUUGUGUGACACCUAUUGUAUUCCAACCAAUGACAGCUCAGGACAUUAUAGCUGUAACGCAACGACAGGAGAAAAGAUCUGUCACGAUGGAUGGUAUGGGAGAUUGUGUGACACCUAUUGUAUUCCAACCAAUGACAGCUCAGGACAUUAUAGCUGUAACGCCAGUACAGGAGAAAUGAUCUGUCACGCACACUGGUAUGGCGAGUUUUGUUCUACCAAUUGCUCACCACAAAAUAACUCUUUAGGACAUUUUGAAUGUGAUCCUCAGUCAGGAAUAAAGAUUUGCCAUUCAGGCUGGUUUGGACCAAUAUGUUCAGUACAUUGUAAGGAAACGAAUGAAAAGCGAUACAAAUGCGACAACAGGACUGGAGAGAAGAUAUGCAACGUCUCUUGGUUUGGGUCGAAUUGUUCGACAUUUUGCUCGCCAAGAGACGACAGCACAGGGCAUUACUUUUGUAAUAAAAAAACAGGUUUAAAAAGGUGUCACGAUAACUGGUACGGGGAGAAUUGCACGGUGUUCUGUAAGGCUCUAUCAUCGGACCACCAGCAUUACAACUGCGAUAAUACAACAGGAUCAAAAUUAUGUCAUCCCGACUGGUUUGGCGAAAAUUGCACGGUUCAUUGCAAGGCUCAGUCAUCUGACAACCAGUAUUACAGCUGCGAUAAUGCAACGGGAUCAAAGAUUUGCCAUUCCAAUUGGUACGGGGAGAAUUGCACGGUGUACUGCAAGGCUCAAUUAUCGGACCACCAGCAUUACAUCUGUGAUAAUACAACAGGAAAAAAGCAUUGCCUUACAUCUUGGUACGGAGAGAACUGUACAGCAUAUUGCACCCCAAGAAAUGAUUCUACUGGCCACUUUAGUUGUAAUGAAACUACAGGGUCGAAGGAUUGUCACGAUGGGUGGUAUGGUGGCACUUGUUCCAACUACUGUAUGCCGCAUAACGGAUCUUCAGGGCAUUAUAACUGCGAUGCAAGCUCAGGGAGGAAAACAUGCCAUGUUGAUUGGUACGGAAUAAAUUGCACUGUUUUUUGCUCCAAGCCUCGCGAUUCAAAAGAUCAUUAUUACUGCAAUGUGACAAAUGGCGAGAGAAUCUGUUUAGACGAUUGGUAUGGUGGAAAUUGUACAACAUAUUGUAAAUCUUCUAAUGGAAGCGAUGGACAUUAUUACUGCAAUGGGACAAAUGGCGAGAGAAUCUGUUUAGACGAUUGGUAUGGUGGAAAUUGUACAACAUAUUGCAAAUCAUCUAAUGGAAGCGAUGGACAUUAUUACUGCAAUGGGACAAAUGGCGAGAGAAUCUGUUUAGACGAUUGGUAUGGUGGAAAUUGUACAACAUAUUGCAAAUCAUCUAAUGGAAGCGAUGGACAUUAUUACUGCAAUGGGACAAAUGGCGAGAGAAUCUGUUUAGACGAUUGGUAUGGUGGAAAUUGUACAACAUAUUGCAAAUCUUCUAAUGGAAGCGAUGUACAUUAUUACUGCAAUGGGACAAAUGGCGAGAGAAUCUGUUUAGACGAUUGGUAUGGUGGAAAUUGUACAACAUAUUGCAAAUCUUCUAAUGGAAGCGAUGGAAAUUAUUACUGCAAUGGGACAAAUGGCGAGAGAAUCUGUUUAGACGAUUGGUAUGGUGGAAAUUGUACAACAUAUUGCAAAUCUUCUAAUGGAAGCGAUGGACAUUAUUACUGCAAUGGGACAAAUGGCGAGAGAAUCUGUUUAGACGAUUGGUAUGGUGGAAAUUGUACAACAUAUUGCAAAUCUUCUAAUGGAAGCGAUGGACAUUAUUACUGCAAUGGGACAAAUGGCGAGAGAAUCUGUUUAGACGAUUGGUAUGGUGGAAAUUGUACAACAUAUUGCAAAUCAUCUAAUAGAAGCGAUGGACAUUAUUACUGCAAUGGGACAAAUGGCGAGAGAAUCUGUUUAGACGAUUGGUAUGGUGGAAAUUGUACAACCUAUUGCAAAUCUUUUAAUGGAAGCGAUGGACAUUAUUACUGCAAUGGGACAAAUGGCGAGAGAAUCUGUUUAGACGAUUGGUAUGGUGGAAAUUGUACAACAUAUUGCAAAUCUUCUAAUGGAAGCGAUGGACAUUAUUACUGCAAUGGGACAAAUGGCGAGAGAAUCUGUUUAGACGAUUGGUAUGGUGGAAAUUGUACAACAUAUUGCAAAUCUUCUAAUGGAAGCGAUGGACAUUAUUACUGCAAUGGGACAAAUGGCGAGAGAAUCUGUUUAGAUGAUUGGUAUGGUGGAAAUUGUACAACAUAUUGCAAAUCUUCUAAUGGAAGCGAUGGACAUUAUUACUGCAAUGGGACAAAUGGCGAGAGAAUCUGUUUAGAUGAUUGGUAUGGUGGAAAUUGUACAACAUAUUGCAAAUCUUCUAAUGGAAGCGAUGGACAUUAUUACUGCAAUGGGACAAAUGGCGAGAGAAUCUGUUUAGACGAUUGGUAUGGUGGAAGUUGUACAACAUAUUGCAAAUCAUCUAAUGGAAGCGAUGGACAUUAUUACUGCAAUGGGACGAAUGGCGAGAGAAUCUGUUUAGACGAUUGGUAUGGUGGAAAUUGUACAACAUAUUGCAAAUCUUCUAAUGGAAGCAAUGGACAUUAUUACUGCAAUGGGACAAAUGGCGAGAGAAUCUGUUUAGACGAUUGGUAUGGUGGAAAUUGUACAACAUAUUGCAAAUCUUCUAAUGGAAGCGAUGGACAUUAUUACUGCAAUGGGACAAAUGGCGAGAGAAUCUGUUUAGACGAUUGGUAUGGUGGAAAUUGUACAACAUAUUGCAAAUCUUCUAAUGGAAGCGAUGGACAUUAUUACUGCAAUGGGACAAAUGGCGAGAGAAUCUGUUUAGAUGAUUGGUAUGGUGGAAAUUGUACAACAUAUUGCAAAUCUUCUAAUGGAAGCGAUGGACAUUAUUACUGCAAUGGGACAAAUGGCGAGAGAAUCUGUUUAGAUGAUUGGUAUGGUGGAAAUUGUACAACAUAUUGCAAAUCUUCUAAUGGAAGCUAUGGACAUUAUUACUGCAAUGGGGCAAAUGGCGAGAGAAUCUGUUUAGACGAUUGGUAUGGUGGAAAUUGUACAACAUAUUGCAAAUCUUUUAAUGGAAGCGAUGGACAUUAUUACUGCAAUGGGACAAAUGGCGAGAGAAUCUGUUUAGACGAUUGGUAUGGUGGAAAUUGUACAACAUAUUGUAAAUCUUCUAAUGGAAGCGAUGGACAUUAUUACUGCAAUGUGACUAAUGGCGAGAGAAUCUGUUUAGACGAUUGGUAUGGUGGAAAUUGUACAACAUAUUGCAAAUCUUCUAAUAGAAGCGAUGGACAUUAUUACUGCAAUGGGACAAAUGGCGAGAGAAUCUGUUUAGACGAUUGGUAUGGUGGAAAUUGUACAACAUAUUGCAAAUCUUCUAAUGGAAGCGAUGGACAUUAUUACUGCAAUGGGACAAAUGGCGAGAGAAUCUGUUUAGACGAUUGGUAUGGUGGAAAUUGUACAACAUAUUGCAAAUCUUCUAAUGGAAGCGAUGGACAUUAUGACUGCAAUUGGACAAAUGGCGAGAGAAUCUGUUUAGACGAUUGGUAUGGUGGAAAUUGUACAACAUAUUGCAAAUCUUCUAAUGGAAGCGAUGGACAUUAUUACUGCAAUGGGACAAAUGGCGAGAGAAUCUGUUUAGACGAUUGGUAUGGUGGAAAUUGUACAACAUAUUGCAAAUCUUCUAAUGGAAGCGAUGGACAUUAUUACUGCAAUGGGACAAAUGGCGAGAGAAUCUGUUUAGACGAUUGGUAUGGUGGAAAUUGUACAACAUAUUGCAAAUCUUCUAAUGGAAGCGAUGGACAUUAUUACUGCAAUGGGACAAAUGGCGAGAGAAUCUGUUUAGAUGAUUGGUAUGGUGGAAAUUGUACAACAUAUUGCAAAUCUUCUAAUGGAAGCGAUGGACAUUAUUACUGCAAUGGGACAAAUGGCGAGAGAAUCUGUUUAGACGAUUGGUAUGGUGGAAAUUGUACAACAUAUUGCAAAUCAUCUAAUAGAAGCGAUGGACAUUAUUACUGCAAUGGGACAAAUGGCGAGAGAAUCUGUUUAGACGAUUGGUAUGGUGGAAAUUGUACAACCUAUUGCAAAUCUUUUAAUGGAAGCGAUGGACAUUAUUACUGCAAUGGGACAAAUGGCGAGAGAAUCUGUUUAGACGAUUGGUAUGGUGGAAAUUGUACAACAUAUUGCAAAUCUUCUAAUGGAAGCGAUGGACAUUAUUACUGCAAUGGGACAAAUGGCGAGAGAAUCUGUUUAGACGAUUGGUAUGGUGGAAAUUGUACAACAUAUUGCAAAUCAUCUAAUAGAAGCGAUGGACAUUAUUACUGCAAUGGGACAAAUGGCGAGAGAAUCUGUUUAGACGAUUGGUAUGGUGGAAAUUGUACAACCUAUUGCAAAUCUUUUAAUGGAAGUGAUGGACAUUAUUACUGCAAUGGGACAAAUGGCGAGAGAAUCUGUUUAGACGAUUGGUAUGGUGGAAAUUGUACAACAUAUUGCAAAUCUUCUAAUGGAAGCGAUGGACAUUAUUACUGCAAUGGGACAAAUGGCGAGAGAAUCUGUUUAGACGAUUGGUAUGGUGGAAAUUGUACAACAUAUUGCAAAUCUUCUAAUGGAAGCGAUGGACAUUAUUACUGCAAUGGGACAAAUGGCGAGAGAAUCUGUUUAGACGAUUGGUAUGGUGGAAAUUGUACAACAUAUUGCAAAUCUUCUAAUAGAAGCGAUGGACAUUAUUACUGCAAUGGGACAAAUGGCGAGAGAAUCUGUUUAGACGAUUGGUAUGGUGGAAAUUGUACAACAUAUUGCAAAUCUUUUAAUGGAAGCGAUGGACAUUAUUACUGCAAUGGGACAAAUGGCGAGAGAAUCUGUUUAGACGAUUGGUAUGGUGGAAAUUGUACAACAUAUUGCAAAUCUUCUAAUGGAAGCGAUGGACAUUAUUACUGCAAUGGGACAAAUGGCGAGAGAAUCUGUUUAGACGAUUGGUAUGGUGGAAAUUGUACAACAUAUUGCAAAUCUUCUAAUGGAAGCGAUGGACAUUAUUACUGCAAUGGGACAAAUGGCGAGAGAAUCUGUUUAGACGAUUGGUAUGGUGGAAAUUGUACAACAUAUUGCAAAUCUUCUAAUGGAAGCGAUGGACAUUAUUACUGCAAUGGGACAAAUGGCGAGAGAAUCUGUUUAGACGAUUGGUAUGGUGGAAAUUGUACAACAUAUUGCAAAUCUUCUAAUGGAAGCUAUUACUAUUGCAAACACGACUCGGGAAAGCGAGUAUGUCUUGAUGAUUGGCACGGAGAACGGUGUAACGUUUACUGCAAACCGCGAAAUAAUAGCGAAGGUCAUUACAUUUGUGAUAUUAUGACAGGUGAAAAAGUUUGUCACAAGAACUGGUAUGGAAAGAACUGCAGAAAACAUUGCCAAACAAGUACUCGAGGAAACUAUAGAUGUGAUAAUGUCACUGGAGAUAAGAUUUGCACACAAAAAUGGUAUGGCGAGAACUGUAGUGUAUUUUGUGAGCAAAACGCCGGGUCACAUUACAAAUGUAACAAUGGAUCAGGCAAAAAGAUAUGUUUGCCGAAUUGGUAUGGCGUAAAUUGUAGCAAAUAUUGUGAAGAAAAGGACGACAAAUUUGGACCCUACAGAUGCGAUAACUCAACGGGUGAGAAAAUAUGUUUGCCAAAUUGGUACGGUGUAAAUUGUAGCAAAUAUUGUAAAGAAAAAGGCGACAAUUCUGGAAAUUACAGAUGCGAUAACUCAACGGGUGAGAAAAUAUGUUUGCCAAAUUGGUACGGUGUAAAUUGUAGCAAAUAUUGUAAAGAAAAAGACGACAAUUCUGGAAAUUACAGAUGCGAUAACUCAACGGGUGAGAAAAUAUGUUUGCCAAAUUGGUAUGGAACAAAUUGUAUCAAAUAUUGUAAAGAAAAAGGCGACAAUUCUGGAAAUUACAGAUGCGAUAACUCAACGGGUGAGAAAAUAUGUUUGCCAAAUUGGUAUGGAACAAAUUGUAUCAAAUAUUGUAAAGAAAAGGACGACAAUUCUGGAAAUUACAGAUGCGAUAACUCAACGGGGAAGAAAAUAUGUUUGCCAAAUUGGUAUGGAACAAAUUGUAUCAAAUAUUGUAAAGAAAAAGGCGACAAUUCUGGAAAUUACAGAUGCGAUAACUCAACGGGCGAAAAAAUAUGUUUGCCAAAUUGGUACGGUGUAAACUGUAGCAAAUAUUGUAAAGAAAAGGACGACAAUUCCGAACAUUACAGAUGCAAUAAUUCAACGGGCGAGAAAAUAUGUUUGCCAAAUUGGUACGGUGUAAAUUGUAGCAAAUAUUGUAAAGAAAAAGACGACAAUUCUGGAAAUUACAGAUGCGAGAACUCAACGGGCGAGAAAAUAUGUUUGCCAAAUUGGUACGGUGUAAACUGUAGCAAAUAUUGUAAAGAAAAAGACGACAAUUCUGGAAAUUACAGAUGCGAGAACUCAACGGGCGAGAAAAUAUGUUUGCCAAAUUGGUAUGGUGUAAAUUGUAGCAAAUAUUGUAAAGAAAAAGACGACAAUUCUGGACACUACAGAUGCGAGAACUCAACGGGCGAGAAAAUAUGUUUGCCAAAUUGGUAUGGUGUAAACUGUAGCCAACAUUGUAAAAAAAAGGACGACAAUUCUGGACACUACAAAUGUGAUGACAAAGGGAACAAAAUCUGCUUAUCAAACUGGUAUGGAUUGGCUUGUAACAGGUUUUGCAAGGCAGAAAACAGCACGUUACGUAGCUACACAUGUGAUAACACAACAGGUCUGAAGAUCUGUAGUACACACUGGUACGGGAGUGAAUGCCAUACUUAUUGCAUUCCUCGCGCUAGUCAUUUGGAAGGAUAUUUUACCUGUAACGAAACAACGGGGACACGAAUUUGUAUUCCAGGGUGGACAGGGAAUAACUGUACAUCAAGUAAACACUCUCAGAGUUCUAUUUUUCCUGAAUUACUGAGUUCUACAACGACAUAUUCCUCGUACUCAAAGAUACCAUCAACUGUUAUAUUACCUAGUGCCAGUCCUUCUAGGUGGCGUUUAACUCAGCUCAGUUCGCAAAGCUGCGAAUCCUGCUCAACCCGAACCUCCAAGUCACAAGAAUCAAAUACGGGAACAUCUUCGUAUCUUCAAUAUACACAACCCGCGUCAUUUUUCGUAACCAGCAAAUUGACAGCAGUAUCCAUCACUAGCCAAUCAGAAUACACCAUUACACCAACCCCGAGCAUGUCACUUUCAGUAUUACCGCUGACGAGCACUGUCAGUGCCAGUCCCUCUCGUCCAGGGAGUGUGAAGGAGCCUGGGUGGCCUGCCCGAGCACGUGACUGGAUUAUUAGCACCGUCCAGACCACAGAGGGUAGAAUAUCAAUGGCCACUGUUCUAGUCUUCAUCAUAGCCCUCGUUUUCAUGUUUGUCGCGUGUUACAAACACGGAAGGGGGAAAAGGCAGAAAAGACGUCAGGCGCUCGGGUUUGAUAUUGAUCUAAGCGCGUGUUUACCGCUGGACGGUGACAACGACAUGAUGGAACUGAUCUCAAGGGCUGAAGGGCGCAGGGCCCAGUCUCCAAGUUCUUCGCCAGAGGUUAAUCAUAAUGUGAUCAGUGCAGUAAACCCGUUCUUUGCCGACCGAAGUCAGUUCCUACAUCUUGGAGACGAGAGUAGUCACGUGCCAUCUGACGCUGAUUGGGGCAAUCUCAUCAAACAAGGAAAUAAAACACGGAGUCACAGCAAUCCUUUCUUCAACGACAACAGAUACUCUCGACUCAGGCCCUACUCGGAAAAGUUCUCUGAAGUGGACUUAAGCGAGUCGCAAAUUUGACAAGCAUUCAACCUUCCCACGACCUUAGGGUUUCCUUGUAGGAUAAAUUCAAAAUGACGGCCAAUUUCCAAUUAGCGGAUUGCCGAAUGGUAGAGAGACACUCGUUGAGAAUCCGACAUUGACAAGCACUUAGUGUUGAAAGCAAGGAAAAUUACGUGAAUAUUCUGGAAAAAAACAAUAGGCUAUUCCAGGAACUCAUAAGUAUGAGCUCAUACUUAUGAGCCCCUGGCUAUUUCAGUAUACUUACGUACGAACUAAAACAUACUGUGUAUAAGGAAGUUGGAACAUAGUAGACGAAUAAAGCUAAUAUGUAUUAUGUAGUUUUUACGAACUAAAACAUACUGUGUAUAAGGAAGUUGGAACAUAGUAGACGAAUAAAGCUAAUAUGUAUUAUGUAUUAGAACCAUCAAA